AGGUGUUGCUACCAUCUUGCAUGUGCGCACUAUUAGGUAGGCAGGCAUGUGUAUGUAGUUUAGCUUGUAGCAUUUUAGUGUUUCCUUCUGCCGAGAACAAAGAACAUAUUGGAAGCCCAAAGGUUCCAUCCCACAUCCAGUGCCGUCUAUCCACGUCUGCAUGCGCUUCCUGUCACGUCGUGUUGAAAAUCGACCAUCGUGCAACUUGACGACUUCCCCCUUAAAGCCAAGCUCAGCACCACUUGUUUCGCUCCUGACGCCAUCCCGGAGAUCCCUGAACCAUCUUCGCAACGCCAUCGACUUGUCGCUUACACUCGCCCUGCCCAUCACACACCAUGGCGCUGAACAAGGACCACAAGGGCUCAAAGUUCUCCCAGUUGCCGCUGAGCACCAGCGGUCCCAUCAGCUGCGCCGUGACCGGCACCGCGUUGCUCAACACCCCCUACCUCAACAAGGGGACUGCCUUCCCAGAAAAUGAGCGUCGAGAGUUCAACCUCACCGGCUUGCUGCCACAGUGUGUUGAUACCCUGGAGCAGCAGCUGCACCGCGCCUAUGAACAGUACAAGUCGCGGCGAGACGAUCUUGCCAAGAACACGUUUCUGACUUCGUUGAAGGAGCAGAACGAGGUGCUGUACUAUCGGCUCUUGCAAGAGUAUCUCCCUGAAAUGUUCAGCAUCGUCUACACCCCGACCGAGGGAGACGCCAUCCAGAACUUCUCCCGCCUCUUCAGGAGGCCUGACGGCUGCUUCCUCAACAUCGAGGACAUUGACCGCGUCUACCACGACCUCGCCCAGUGGGGACGGCCAGAGGAUAUUGACUACAUCGUCGUCACCGAUGGCGAAGAAAUCCUUGGCAUCGGCGACCAGGGCGUCGGCGGCAUCUUGAUCUCAGUGGCAAAGCUUGUCCUCACGACGCUUUGUGCCGGUGUGCACCCCAAUAGGACACUGCCCGUUGUGCUGGACUGCGGUACGGACAACGAAGAGCUCUUGAACGACGAGCUCUACCUGGGUCUCCGCCAGAAUCGCGUUCGAGGACACAAGUAUGACCGUUUUGUCGACGAGUUUGUCAAAGCUGCUAGGAGAUUGUACCCGCGCGCUUAUAUACACUUUGAGGACUUUGGUCUCACAAAUGCACGGAGAAUUCUGGACCAGUAUCGCCCUCACAUCCCAUGCUUCAACGAUGAUGUGCAAGGAACAGGCUGUGUUACGCUCGCCGCCAUCAUGGCUGGGUUGCACGUGAGCAACCAGAAACUCUCCGACUUGCGUUUGGUUGUCUUCGGCGCCGGGUCGGCUGGCGUCGGUAUUGCAGACCAAGUCAGGGAUGCCAUUGCCGCCGAGAGAAACAUCGGCAAGGAGGAGGCGGCCAAGCAUAUUUGGCUGCUCGAUAAGCCCGGUCUGUUGACGACAGAAAGCGAGUUGUCGUCAGCCCAGAAGGACUAUGCGCGAGACUCAUCUGAGUGGAAGGGCAAAGAUGGUUCCCUCCUCGAAGUUGUCAAAACCGUCAAGCCCAACGUGCUCAUAGGCACCUCCACCAAACCCAAAGCCUUUACCGAAGAAAUCGUCCGAGCUAUGGCCGAGGGCGUCGAGAGGCCCAUCAUCCUCCCGCUCUCCAACCCCACACGCCUGCACGAGGCCGUGCCCGAGGACAUUUACAAGUGGACCGACGGCAAGGCCCUCGUCGCGACGGGGUCGCCGUUCAAGCCUGUCAAGGGACCCUGGGGCGAGGGCGGUAAGGAGAUUGAGAUUGAGGUGGCCGAGUGUAACAACUCCGUCGUCUUUCCUGGCAUCGGUCUGGGCUCCGUGCUGUCCCGCGCGAGACUGGUCACGGACAAGAUGCUCGUGGCAGCUGUUGAGGGCGUCGCGUCGCUGAGCCCCGCUUUGAAGGAUCAGAAGGCGCCCCUGCUGCCCGGCGUCGAUGUCGUUAGGGAUGUCAGCGUGAGGGUGGCGAGAAGGGUGAUCAAGGCAGCCGUUGAGGAGGGCGUCGCGAUGGAGGAGGGCAUCCCCGACAACGAUGUGGACUUGGACGAGUGGAUCCAGGAGCAGAUGUGGCAGCCCACCUACCGGCCGCUCAAGCUUGUCGAAUUCAGCGAGGCAAGUAGGGAGGCCAAGGGGGAGAUGAAGGUCGCGGGCAGCUUGGCCAAGGUUGGAAGCUGGUAGAGGAUGUCGUUCAGUAAUGAGCACGCCGCCAACUUGUCUUUACGGUACUUUGAGACAUGAAACCAAUUCGAAUUACAGCAGGUUCGUAUACGUAAUACAGCGGCAGGAUCUACAGUUUCCCAUCCUGGCAAUUAUGCCUCACCGACCCGAAUAACAUUACAACUGUGUCACAACAAGUAACUAUGGUAUUUUUGAGCUUGCUAUCUUGGCCUUCUAGGGGUAAUAUCAAACUUGCAUUAUGCAACGCUGGAU
This is a messenger RNA of Colletotrichum navitas, 2408 nucleotides long. Its product is annotated as malic enzyme. Gene Ontology annotation, cellular component: mitochondrion; cytosol. Gene Ontology annotation, biological process: malate metabolic process; pyruvate metabolic process. Gene Ontology annotation, molecular function: malate dehydrogenase (decarboxylating) (NAD+) activity; NAD binding. The transcript has 5 exons. Bases 336 to 2156 code for a protein of 606 amino acids. The record is from RefSeq and is a predicted model, not a curated record. NCBI's taxonomy places the organism in Eukaryota, Fungi, Ascomycota, Sordariomycetes, Glomerellales, Glomerellaceae.